This is a messenger RNA of Dicentrarchus labrax (European seabass), 12039 nucleotides long. It is a transcript of the gene mtcl2, whose product is annotated as suppressor of glucose, autophagy associated 1. Lineage: Eukaryota; Metazoa; Chordata; Actinopteri; Moronidae. Gene Ontology annotation, biological process: regulation of autophagy. The transcript has 24 exons. The record is from RefSeq and is a predicted model, not a curated record. The coding region runs from base 279 to 6005 and encodes 1908 amino acids.
UCCUGAAGAGAGGAGGGGAGGAUUUAUCAGAACAAAGCGGAAUCAUUUGCACAUUUUGCUGCACACACAGUGGAAAACGGGAUUAUAUUUUGGAUUUUUUGCUAUUUUUGGACUGUUUCCUGCUUCUUGCUCUACAGGAGCUCUCAUUGUGGUGGGAGUGAGGGUCCCCUCCUUUUGUGUUGCUCUGCAGUUGUUCAUUCACACCAACUUCUGCCCCCUGUUUCCCCAAAAUAGGAGGUUUCAUUUCUGUUUUUCUUGUUUCGGCCUAAACGGAAUGAAUGACAAAAACAAAGGAGGUUGAUGUCCAUAACUCUCCGACUCACCUCUUCUUCGCCUCGCCCAAGGAACGGAGACUCCAUCUCCGACAGAAGAUGGAAAGCGGAGGCGGGACGGAGGGCUCGGACAGCGGGCAGCAGCAGCACAACCCCCGGACUGAAAACGCGGAGCUCCCGGCGACGCUGCCCGCUCAGCCUCCCGGCGAGAAGAAGAAAAUAAACCGGGCUCCGUCUCCGGCCAGACCGAAGGAUGUACCCGGAUGGUCGCUCACGAAGAUCCGCGGAGGGAUUGGGACCCCUACCCUGAGCGUCAAACCGGGAGCCAUCCACCUGGGCAGCCGAAUUUCCAGGCGCAGCCCCGUGGGGAGUCUGGCCGGGAAGGACGGUAAAGCAGAGAGGAGCGGUGGAGGCAAACCGGCGGGCAAGUCCUCCUUCUCCGCCGGAGGGUUGUCCAAGAACUCGGCGGCCAAAGCGGGCAAAAGCACCGGAGGGCGGAGGAAGGUGUCGGACGCCAGCAUCGGAUCCGACGAUUUAUCCAAGGACUCAGGCUGCGCCACAGGGAAGCUCUCCCCGACCGACAGCAGCUCCGAGCUAUCGGACUGCGCCUCUGAGGAAAACAAGCUCUCCACGGACGCUGUGAGCAGCGACGCCGAAUCGAGGAGCAGCCGGGGCGGUGGGCCGGACGGAGACAAGCCGCCCAGGGACGGCGCAUUGGCGGACAGAGCUAGCCAACAAGCUGCCGCCAAGACCAGCUGCUCCUCCGCGGAGAGGGACUACAAGGACCGGCUCUCCCUGGCCGUGGAGACCGGGGAAGGGAGCAUAUCCCCCGGCGAUGAGCGCUCGGUCACCUCGUUUGACAGCAGGGUGCCUGCCAGCACAUCCCUGGCUUUCUCAGACCUCACAGAGGAGUUUAUGGACGGCAUGCAUGAGGAGUUUGUCCGGGAAAUAGAAGAGCUGAGAUCCGAGAAUGAUUACCUCAAAGAUGAGAUGGAGGAGCUGAGGUCUGAGAUGCUGGAGAUGAGGGACAUGUACAUGGAGGAAGAUGUCUACCAGCUGCAGGAACUACGGCAACAGCUGGACCAGGCAAAUAAGACCUGCCGCAUCCUGCAGUACCGGCUGAGGAAGGCAGAGCGGCGCUCUCUCCGCGUGGCCCAAACAGGGCAGGUGGAUGGAGAACUGAUACGAACGCUGGAGCAAGAUGUCAAAGUGGCGAAGGACGUGUCCAUCCGUCUCCACAGCCAGCUGGACAGUGUGGAAAAGAAGAGGAGCCGUCUGGAGCAGGAGAAUGAGGAACUGAGGGUUCGACUGCAGGACCUGGAGGUUGCCAAACAGGUCCUGCAGCAGGAGAUUGACAAGAACUCCCAGAAGAAAAGAGGAGCACGACCCAACAACAAACCUGACAAGAAGCUUGGUCCACAGGAGGACAGUUCAGACCUGAAGUGUCAGCUCCACUUUGCCAAAGAGGAAUCAGCCCUGAUGUGCAAGAAGCUGACAAAGCUGGUGAAGGACAGUGAGGCCAUGAAGGAGGAGCUGGCGAAGUACAGGUCGCUGUACGGAGAUGUCAACGCCUCGCUAACCGUGGAGGAGGUUGCUGACUCCCCCCACACCCGUGAGGCGGAGAUCAGAGUCCACCUGAAGCUGGUGGAGGAGGAGGCCAACCUGCUGAGUCGACGCAUCGUGGAGCUGGAGGUGGAGAACAGGGGGCUCCGAGCUGAGAUGGACGAUAUGAAGGGACCCCAAGAUGGUCUUCAAGAAAUUACUGGGGUUGGUGGUGGUCUCGGGGCAGGUCUUAGUCUAGGAGGAGGGGCCAUGGUACUCGGGGGAGGGGCUUCAUCUGAAAACGUCAUGGAGCUCCAGAGACACCUCCAGUUUGUGGAGGAAGAGGCGGAGCUACUGAGGAGAUCUCUAAUCGAGAUGGAGGAACAGAACAAACUCCUGAUGAAUGAGAUUAACCGCUUUAAAUCUGAACUCCCACCGCCAACGUCCACGCUGUCGUCCAACUCACUAACGUCGCUGACGGACGGGCUGCUCAACGACAGCCCGGUGCACUCCAUACAGGAAGGGGCGGUGCUUAUCAGCACAGACGCCCCGGCCCAGGAGGAGGAGAUCAGAUUGGCGAGGCUUCAGAUUGGAGAACUGAGCGGGAAGGUAAAGAAGCUGCAGUACGAGAACCGAGUGCUUCUGUCCAACCUGCAGCGCUGUGAUCUGGCCUCCUACCAUGCUCCUUCCUCCUCCUCCUCCUCUUCCUCCUCACUACGACUGGCUUUGGAGACUGACGCAGAGGCCGGAGACUCAGCUGAGUGCCUCCCCACCAGCCCGCCCCACCGCAAAGAGCCAGUAGGGGGUGAGAAUGACGCCCUGGAGAUCAAGGAACGGAAAAAGAAGAUCGAGGACAACGCUGACGCAACAACCUCGCUCCCUGGGUGCCUGGGGCAGAAGGACCAUGAUGCCUUGCUGGCCAUGAGGGACCAGGCUCGCUUGGUUUCCACGGCGAUACAGCUCCUGACCUCCCCCGAGUCUAACUGCCUCUCCUCCUCCCCAUCCAUAUAUCACAAGGUCUGCAGCAACGACGCAGCAGAGCCGUGUGACCUGGAGAAACCUCAGCCUCACAGCCAGAUUUCAGAGCUGUCUGACCUGUCGGACCGGCCUCUGGUUGGUGCUCUGACCAGCAGGCUGCAGGCCCUACACACCCAGCUACAGGCCUUUGUGGAGCGGGUAGACAACCUGGGUAAACCCCCAGCAGGUGGGAGAGACCCUCAGGUGGAAGGAGCGUCUCCUCUGGCCUCACCUUGCGCCUCCCUGCCCUGCUCUGGAGACGGCCAGGAUGGACUGAACACUGCUGAGGAGAAGCAGCCUGAUUAUAGGGACCAAUCAGAACCGGAGGUGGAAGGUCAAACUGAGGAGAACAGCCAAUCAGACAUCAAUGAGACUCAAAAGCAGGAAAGCAGCCAGCUGGAACAGGGAGAGAAGGAGGCAGAUGAUGCACUGCCGGUCCAGUCCAGUGACCUCCAGGCUCGGCUGUCUGAAGUGGAGGAGUCGGCUCUCGGGCCUCAUGAGGAGUUGGAGAAUGAGAGGCUGGCUCGGAGAGAAACCACUCUGAAACUCACACAGCUGCAGGAGGAGCACCGGAAGGCUCUGCUCCGCCGGGACUUCCAGCUGCAGAGUUUGGGUCUUCAGGCUCGGCUUCAGCAGAAGCUGUGGAGCCAGGAGAGGACUCUGCUGGUCCAGGAGUCUCAGCACCUCAAACAGGCCCUGUUACUGCUCAGCCUCAAACUGCGCUGCUUCCUCAAACAGUGGAGGCUGGGCUGCAAGAAGGACACAGAGUCGAAAGACAUCUUGGAGAUGAACAGCCUUAAAGACCUCUACCUACUCUUGGAGGAGGAGAACCUGACGAGCCCCGCCCACCAGACGGACAAGAGGGCCGCUGCAGACGAACAACCUCUCAGCCCAACUAUCAAGUCCAGCGCUGUGACUAGCACCUUGGCAGACCUGAAGGUGGCCCUGCAGGAUCUGAGUGGAGAGUUGCGACAGGAGAGACAAGGCUCCCAGGAACUCACCCAGCAGUUCGCAAAGGCCAAGGCAUCGUGGGAAGUAGAGAGGACCGAACUGAAGAGCCUCAUCACACAGCUUGAGACCAAAGGAGGCAAAGCAGCAGCAGCAGCUCUGUCCGCCACUGAGCUGGAACCUCCAGACCUGAAGGUGGCGCUCAAGAGGGAGCGCGAAGAACACCAGCACCUCCUGGCCGAUUCCUAUGCAGCGGUGAUGGACCUGACUAAACAGAUUCAGAUCGGAGAGAGAAACUGGGGCAGGGAGAAGCUUGAGCUGCUGGAAAGGUUCAGCCAGGAGAGAGCUCAGUGGGAGCAGAGACUGAGAGAGGCCACUGCACAACAGGGGAAGUCGAAGUCAUUAGGUGGCGAGUCCUCUGCAGACACAGUGGUUGCUAAUGGAACUGUAUCACCGAGAACCAGAUCUACAUCGGAGCUGGAUGGCCCAGAGGUUAACGGGACAGCCAAUCAGGAGGAGAAGAUCCAGUUUGCUGUCCAGUCCCUUUUGAUUCGCCCAGAACUGGGUGACCUCACCAGGAAGAACUGGACCUACCUGACCAAUGAGACACCAGAGGUUGGGGACACCUGUAAAACAUGGGACGGCCCCACCGGCUCCUACAGCAGCUUAGUGGGAUCAGAGCUGGAUUUGGAGUCCGUCCAGAGGAGCUAUACUGCUCCAGACCGCACUGGCAUCCGGAUCUACUACAGUCCUCCUUCUGUACGACGUAUGGAGCACCGAAGACAGAACCAGGACGCCAGAGAGCCGCAGCAGGCCCAGAACGGGAGCUCUUCCCCGGGGCUGAGUGGCUCAAACGGGGGCGUGGCUGCGGUGGGAACCCUGGAAGUUGAGCAGCAACAGCCUCCAUCCUCCUUUUCUUCCUCAUAUGAGCAGUGGCUGUGCUCACUGUCCAAGCAGCACAGGGAGCUGCUGGAGAGCAGAAGUGGCUGCAUCGCCAGUUCGAUCCCCAUUGUCGUCAACAACGGCAUCAGUGGCUCAGCUAACAGUUUGGUUGAUGGGAUGACGCCCUCGUCAGCUUUCCACGGCCUUGAGAUCGGGGAGAUUUCAGCCAAUUUAAGUGAUGACAUGAAGGAGAUGACUAACUGUGUCCGCCAGGCCAUACGCUCUUCCUCUCUGGAGAGGAAAUCCACCAAGGAACCAGGAAGUCAGGCGGUUGGUAUGUCCACCAGGUCCACGCAGACUGCUUCAUCGUACGUCAGCAUCGGGCUUCAAACCGACAACCUUCCAAACAGCAGAGGGAUGGGGUUACACUCCAAAGCCUGGUCUCCUCGCCCCUCUCCAACGACCACCUCCUCGCUGGCAUCAGCUCGAACCCGGCAGAUAUCGACAUCACUGGAUAAAGUUCACAGCCGCAUCGAGAGGCCAUGCUGUUCGCCCAAGUACGGAUCACCGAAACUACAACGCAGAGUGUCAUCUGGCUCCACUUCCAGAUUGGAUGGGACGUCUUCCUCCAGAGACCGGAGCCUGUGGAGCCUCCAGCAAAGAUCCAUCAGUGGUGGAGGAGGCUCAGCCUGGGCUCGCUCCACCACCACCAGGGACAGCCCCGUCCUGAACGGCCUCACAGACGGCCUCUCCAGCCUCUUCAGUGUGGUGGAACACUCUGGAAGCACAGAGUCGCUCUGGAGGGGUGACGGAGGAGCCAGCCAGGGUGCCAGUCCAGCACGGCAGCCUCAUGCUGCAGGGAAACCUUCCUGUACGGCACUCUGUGGAUCUGACCCCAGCUCUCAGCGGUACGGAGGCCUGGUUCAGGAGUUCUUCAAGAACGUCUGCACAAGCCGUGCCCAGGCAGGAGUCGCUCUGCCUGUGGAGAGAGCACAAAGUAUGGGUGUCUUGGGUGGCAUGGAUGAGCCCAAGCCAGAAGGGGUUGGAGCGCUGGUUGGGUUGGGUGGAAGCAACGACAACGUGACCAGAAUUGUCAAUAAGAGGUUUAUGAGACAGACAGCUGGGGAGGAGAUGGUCAGUAUCAUGGGAGGAGGGAAAGAAACGACGAGCAACGCAGGAGCUGCAGGAUCUGGGACCGAGGAUGCACCCUGUGACUGUGCUGCCCAGUCUUCCUGCCUUGCGCGACCAUCAAGGGCAGCAACUCGCCAUUCGCUCGGCCAGUGCAAGCACCGCCCACAAGAGUCUCUGGCAACCGAGGAGAAGGGCGACGCCUGCAACGAGUGAUGAGACUACUGCCACAUGCAACACACACACACACAAAGCAAUACUGAUUCCUCACAAACACUGUACACCACUGCCAUAAAAACACAAUUUCGCACACUUCUCACAUCACCAAAUGUACAUACACACCUACAACCUGCCAAGCAGGCACACUGCCAAACACAUAACACACACACACACACACACACACACACACACACACACCGCUAGCACACUGCACAGACUGCCCCACAAACCCACUGCCACAUGCACACAUUCAUUAAAACACACACACACAACCCAGGCAAUAUUACACUUGUCUUGGACUAGACCAUUCUAAUGCCAAGGACAGGGAGGACUGAAACUACAACCAAGCAACAGAUCUAACCAUCACAACUACCAGCAGGGCAUAAACAUAAACACACACAUGAUCUUACACACUUAACUAAAAAAACAAACAACAAACUGCAAACUGAAGAGAAAUUAACAAGUAAAACUACGAUGUCAGGACUGGACCUAACAAACCCUCCCCCACCCUACUUUACAGAACAACAGGUACAACAUAUGGUCAGUUUUGAAGUGGAAAAUCCACCUUGAUGACACCAUGCUGUUGGACCAGCAGCCAUGUUGGAUUUACAGAUAAGCAAGGAGAAAGAAAGAACGUAGUCCCUGUCUGAAUAUGCAUUGAAAUAUGUUACUUUGGGAGCUACAGUGUAAAGCUGGAGAGGAGACGUAUGAUGUUUUUUCUGACACACACGUGCUGGGAAAGCCUUCUUGAUGGAUUAGCACAGUAACGCCUGAGCAAGUGUCUCCAACAUGGAUAUGAAAAAGUCAUCUUGAUGACACAUCUGCUUUGAUCGCAGACUAGUUUUCAGUGUUCUUCCUAUUGAAAUAGAUCACUAAAGGAAGAACAUAAGGACUACUGGACAACAUACCCCCAGCAUGACCAGACUUGGACUCCACUGUUGAAUGACUUGUGAGCUCUAUAAAUGAGACCAUAAAACUGAUCUGAGUGGACCUCCUUGCAUUGUUGUUUAGUUGCAAACCUAAACAACAAAAAGCUCUCCAGACUUAUUUAGAUGUAACUGUGUUCCCAGACGGACUUCAGCCACAAAUAUGAGGAUGUUUUGUGGCAUUGUAGCCAUGACUUAUACCUUGUAGAUGUAAGAAAACCUACUUCAAAAGUUGUCACUCUCCGGAGUCUGAUUGGAAAAUUGCAGUUUUGGUUUGAACCUGUUACAGCAGGCAGAAAGUGCCUGUUGGUUUUCAUAUUUCUGAGAUAUUUCUUCACUGAUUCACAUGUAAACCUCCGACGAUCGUUGAUGAUCUCAUGAAGACAUGUGGUGCACAGUCCCACAGCACACUGUCCUGAAGCUUUUUCAGUUGGUUACACUGAUUGGGGACCAUUUCUGAUUGCUUGCAAGGUUAACCUAAAACCCCAUCCUCAGAUUUUGUUUGGUAUUGGAUAGAGAUGCAUUGAUACCAUUUUUUCACUUGUUUUACCAGUUCUUCAGAGCACCUCAAGCACUAGUUUGGGAUCAUGCUACUGAAACCAAAACCAACACAUGAAAUGUAUUCCAUUUAGCUUCAUUCUGUUGAAAAAGUACAGAAAAUGAAGGUGGUUCGGAUUUUCAUGUCACCUGUGACUUUUGGGAUUUACAUAAUUAAGAAAUGCUUUAAUAACAAUAAUGAUAUUGACUUGAUGCCCAUCAGCUUUAUCGGUGCAUCCCUAUCCUCUUCGCUUCAUGGCAUCAAAUAUGAUGUGUGUGCUCAUCUGCCAUCAACCAGAAACACUCACUAACUCUAAAUCCAAGGAGAACUCAGUCAAUGCAUUCCUUUUAUUAGCGUCUUUCCCGGAUGUGUACUGUACGUGUGUGGAGGGGAUAGUUUUAAAAUACUCGCCUUUUACUUCCUCCUUUCUCUCACACACAACUGUCCUCAUGUUGUGGUACCAUGCCAACGGCGUUGCUACUGUACGAACCCUAUACGCAUUUUAGAAAUGUAGCAUUAUAAUGUUAAUCUUGGAAAGCAACAAGUUAAGAGUAGUUAAAGCACUGAGGGUUUUUACUUUUUAAGAAAUACAUUCAUGAAAUGUUUAAUUUACUUAAUUUGAUAUCUACAAACUAGUCAAAGUUGUUUUCCUAAAUUAAAAAUGGGUAUCGUUUUUUUUUUUACCUGCGUGGCAGUUCUGACGACAUCAAAUGUUUUUAAGAUGUCUGAACACAAAAUAUUUACUACUGACACAAAUGCUGUCGAGUCUUACUAGGGAAUUAUAAACAUAGAAAAAACACGGCAAACUAAAACCAAUCAUAUUUGGAAAGGGUAUUUAUUCCAUUUACUCCUCCUCUCCUUUUGUUUGCCAUCUUGUUCUUUUUCUAAUCAAUCAACAGAUAUUUAAAGUGCCUGUCAGAUUUCCUAUUAGUCAGCUCACACCAAAACUGGACUCCAUAUAAAAACACACAAACAAACCCAGCAGGCCUUUUUUUAAAAUGGGUAAGAUUGUUUUUAUGCAUGUAAUUGCGAUCAGGCUGUAGUAAAGCUACAGUAAAGUACUGUACCACAGGGGAGGAAGGACAAAAUGGUUUACAGGUAUAGUAGGAUGUAGUAUAUAUUAACUUUUUUUUAUACCAAGGGUUAUUGUAUUUCUGGAAAGUAAAUUAUUUUUGUUUUGUUUAUUUUAUAUGGACGUUUUUGCUGAUAUAUUACCCUGUUGUUUCUAUUCUAUUUAGUUAUCAUGGUGCUACUUAAUGUAAAGUCUGCUAUGGGCUCGCCUCCUUCAACAAGGCAUCUACCCAUCUCUCUAUUUAAAUGUGUCUCUUCCUCUGUCUCUGUAUGAGCAGCAGUUGAGCAUUUCUCCAUCUUUGCACACCAUUUAAUGACUCAGCAGUUUAAAAUAGGGCAUUACAGUAACAGUGCAUGUAUUUAAAUAACACAGUGAGGAAAACCCACAGUCUAAAUGCUGCUGUCUGUCUCCACUCCAGCCCUCACUGCUGGUAAAAACCAGCCGUCUGGAACCACCGCUUCAAAAGCUACUGGUCUGAUUGCCAUAGGAAUAGGCCGGCUUAUUUUUUUGACCACAAUUAUACAACAACAGGUAGUUUUAGUCAAGCCAGUCUGAUUGAAAAGAUUUUUAAAAAACUCAUAUAAACUCUUGCCCUAAAAGCGCAGCUAAUAAGGUUGAGUACAUGUUACAUUAUAUUUUCGUCUUUUAAAGCUUUUGAGUUUUUAAAUAGACACUACUGUCACUGAAGAAAACUAACCUGCUAAUACAGAUUACAGUAUGUAUAAUGUAACAGAUUAUACUGGUGCUGUUGGUCCUGUACUGGUGCAGAUAAGAAAGCCCGAUUUCCAAGCAUACCAAGACACAGUCUUUAGUUACUUGAGUUUUGACAACAAAGCUAACACGUUCAUUUAGCAAAGCAGCUACAAUAGUACAUCAGGACUUGUUUCCAACAGUUAUAUAACAUUAAUAGCAUGGUUAGCUGUUUGCAUUUGUUGCACAAAGGUAUGCGAAUGUUGUCUCUUUAAAAUUAAGGUUUUCAGUGGAGUAGGAGGCAUAUUUUAUCAAACCUCAGUACAAAUAUACAUCAAUGACCUCGGCUGCCACAUUUAGUCUAGUUUGCAUUUCAGCAUACCAACAUAUUAAAGUCGCCCAUGUUUAUUCCAACCAAGAGGUUCAAAGAAUCAAGGUUGAUAAUGAUACACUUCCCACUUUUGAGAAAUAGCAGCCACUAAUGGUUGCUUCUUAUGUUAGUGAACAAAUUACCGCAGGCUAGCUCACUUGCUAGCCAACAUGUUAUUGUCUACACUCAAAAUAGUUCAGACUCAUUAGUAUUGUCAUGGUAAGAGAGAAAUAAAAAAACAACUUAAUUAGUUUUUUCCAUUCACUGUGCCCCAUAAGCUUGGUGUCUCCAUUACGUCUAAACAUCUCUGUAUAGUGUAAAAAGAGCCUGCGUUGGUAGCACUGACAGUAUGUUGGUAGACAGUACACAGUGUAACAGCAGGAAGAGCUAACUGCAGGUUGGCAGAAGUCCUGUCUGCAGCAACCACAGUCCAAUAAUGACUCAGUCAUACCACAGUCUCUCCCACCACACACCAGGAUGAAUAGUCUCAAAUAACAAAGGAACAUUUAUCAUGCCCUAAUAUUAGGUUUGGCAUCAUUUCUGCUUUUUGGAUACACAGCAAAACUACAGAAUGGGUCAUGAUAAGCCAUUAAUCUUGGAUUCAUUCCUAAACUCUUUGCAUCACAUUUGAAAUCCAAACAUGACCACAUGUAAAACUGCAACAGAUACCAAUAACAGGUCCAAACAAUCAAUGGUAUUUUUGUUUUAAAAAUUGUAAAAUAAAAGCACAAACCUGAAACUAAUCUACUUUAAAAAAAAUGGACGGUUGAAGGUAAUUUUGAAAAGAGAUUUUGGUAUAAUGUACAAAACAGAAAGUAACUUUAAUCAUUCAGAAUAUCCGUACAAAUAUUUUGUUCUACCUCUUACAUUUAUAUCAUAUACUCUGAGACACGUCAUUAACUAACACCAAACAUAAUGUGUCUUUAGUGUAAUUGUGCAUCUUCUGAACAUAUUUGAUGCCUGUGUACCAGGGCCUUAGUCCUAUUGUCAUUUAGUCUUGCUGUCAAUGAGAAGGUCACUUUGUGCCUUUCCUCUACAAAGAUGUCUCAGUUUAGUUAAAACAUUUAUUUUCCUGCAAACAUUUGGCUCUAAACUAUGAUGAUCCAGAUGAAUUUCAUCGGGAGUUAAGAUUAAAUAUCGUAGGUGUAGACUUAUUUGUGUUUACAUUCAUCCUCAGCGGUUGCUCUACUACAUACAUUCUGACGGACAAUACGUGUUAAAAGCCAAUAAGGGACCUCAGUGUCAAGGUUUCAAGGGUACAUUAUGCCUUAGAAAUGAGUUUUGCUUCACUUUUGUGUGACCAGACCUGCAAAUGGUGGGAAAUUUGGACCAAGGUUACGUUUUGGGUAAAUGUUUCAUGUUUUUAACUGAUUUGAACACAUAAAAUAAUUGGUUGGUAUCACUUUAAAACACAAGUAAUAGUAAUUAGCAAUAUAGUAAUUAUUUAAUAUUGAUUUAACAAAAAACCAUAUGUGACAUCAUUGCUGGAAAUGCAUCUCACAGCUCCUACUGGUAUUUUACUGCAACACAUUUUCUUGCAUUUACUGUCAAAAUCUGAAAUGGCGCAGUCAGCAUAACACUCAAAUCUCUCUCCAACUCUGAUGUCAUCGGUCAGUUCUGUCUCUGCCUCUCCAGCCUUUCCACCUGCCUGUCAGGUGUUAUAUUUGCUCCUCCCCCUCAGGUUAUAAGUACUAGGCGUUGCAGCCAAUGACAGACAGUUUUACAGGUCACACAGCAUCACCAGCCAAUGACUGAUGAGUUCUUACAGGUUGCAUGUCAUAAACCACGAGUCUCAUUGUUCCCUGUGUGUGUCCGUAAACCUGUCAGAAAAUCUACAUGAAUCUUUCCAGCCUUUUUAAAUGUUUCCAUACCAUUCAUAUGAUUAUUACAUCCUGGCAAUAUGUACAUGAAUUCUAAGCUGUUCAUAAUGUUAGCUUAACUAUUACCUAGAGAGACUGCCUGCUUGUAUAUUCGCUUUAUAUAUCCUACUCUUGUCUUUUUUAAUAACGCUUGAUUCUUGAAUAAACGGAGAAUGCAAUGAAAGACAAAUAAAAUGAGUACGCAGUAAGUAAAUUUGUCCCUGUGUAAUUGCAACUAGAAAAGAAAGGAAAGGUUUGUACUCUGUCCAUUUGUUUCUUUGAGAAAAGCUGAAUGUCAACAGCUGAUCUGAACCAGGUCGCUGUGGAAGUAUGUAGCUCUCUCCCUUUAUAGACCACACUUGAGCAUUUCUUCUGUACAUAGGUGCAUUUUGAAGCGGAUGAAAAACAAAAAAAAGGCAGCAAACAUUAACUAAGUAAAAUGAGAACAUUUGAUCAAAGUGGAUUUUUAAAGGGUUGGGGAUUUUAGUUUUUUCCGACCAAUGUAGCCUGUAACGAGAUAUUAUAACUGCCUCCUGUUUGUCAUAGAAUUCACAAAUAAAUGUUUGUUGGUAUUUA